GUGUCCCGACCUCAGGAGAUCAAAGUCCUGAUAUUCAGACUUCUCUGUAUGGGGUCCGGGGAGGUUCCAUCCUGUUUCACUUGAACACAACCCAAGGAAAAAAGAUCCAAAGGAUCGAAUGGAGCUUCCUCUCUAAGAAAAACCAUCAGCCUCUGUUCACCUUGGAGCCUGAGACUGGCAGACUAACUUGGAAGAGUCUCUGGAACAGAUAUGAGCAAAGAGUCCAUGCAACAUUGACAUCCCUGCACAUUAAGAACCUCACUCUUGAGGAUAAUGGAAACUACAGAGCUCGAAUAGAUUAUGAAGACACAAUCAGUGAUCAAAACUUCUUUCUCUCUAUUUAUGAUCCCACAAAACAAAAGGAGUCAUGGUACAUUGGAAUUUUCCUUCUGGUCAUAUUGCUGGGGAUCCUGGGGAUUGGAAUGUGGAUCUGCAGAAGAAAAGAAAAGAAGAAAGAAGUUAUGGAUUCUCCAGGGAAUCAGAGAAACAGUGAUAUGGACAUCCAAUAUGAAGUGUUCAGCCUAGGUAGACCUGAGGAUCAGAACCAGUGCCAAGAGGCUAGUGAGCAGCACCCACAGGAGGAGAAGCACCUCACCACCAUUUACAGUGAGAUCCAGAAUCCUCGAAAAUGCUCAGGAAUACAGCGAGAAACAAGAUAGCCAAGAGAGGAACAACAAAUGUGCCUUAUUGUGUUCUAGUUGAAUUUCUGUAAUGGAAGAAUCCUCAGAUUCCCUUGGAUCCUCAGAACCCCGCUGGAUACAGAUUUCCUUUCUGAACCACAACCCGUGAUGCCUGUACUUGCCCAAUCAUUUAAUCCAUUGGGUUUGUGUUUGUAACUCAUGGAAACCCCUAAUUGUGUAUGCAUUAUGUUCCAUUGAAACACCUGAUUAUGUGUGUGUAUAAAAUAGCCAGAGCCCCUUGCUUUGGGUCCCAGAC
Messenger RNA from Gracilinanus agilis (Agile Gracile Mouse Opossum), 936 nucleotides. RefSeq lists its product as uncharacterized. NCBI's taxonomy places the organism in Eukaryota, Metazoa, Chordata, Mammalia, Didelphimorphia, Didelphidae. The transcript is spliced from 5 exons. The annotation marks the transcript as partial. The record is from RefSeq and is a predicted model, not a curated record.